AGGUCCAGGAUGACUUUCAUCUGCAGUUUGACAGCAGAAAUCUCCUCUGUCAUAAACUCCAGCGACUUCUUAAUAUCGUCGCCUUCCUCGGCUGACAGAACUUUUUUCGGGCCCAUGCUGAGAGACGCUCUUGUAGCGUUGCCGUGACGACCCGCUAGCUAGUUUGACACUAGCGUCCUUCGUCUAAAAUAUUCCAGGAGCGAUGAUUUAAAUUAAGCAAUGUUCACCGAGACGUUGGUGUUCCAGUUUACAUGUAUGAGUUUGUAUACCAGGCUGAGAUAUACAAACAGAACAGGCCCAGCUUUGUGAAAGCCGAUCACGCAGAUGAUGUCAGCUUGAUGUUUGGUGGAUGUUUCUGGAAUGGAAAUAUAAAAAUCUUAGGCAACAUCACCAAAGAGGAUGAGAGAUUUUGCAGGACGAUGAUGUCAUACUGGGCUAAUUUGGUCCGAGAUGGCUCUCCCAAUGGUCCUGGGCUGGUCAGCUGGCCUCCAUACAACAGGCAGAAGCAGGAGUACAUGGAGCUGGGCCCGACUCAGACUGUGAAACAGAAAUUGAGGAAGGAUAGGGUCCACUUCGCUACUGUCACCCUGCCUCAGAAGCUCCAAGAGUUGGAAGCAGCAGCCAAACUGGUGCCUGAAAACUGAUGACUGAUAAAGUUUUACAGCGACAAACAUCCAGAGUUAUUUACAGCCCGAA
Messenger RNA from Oreochromis aureus, 696 nucleotides. RefSeq names its product carboxylesterase 5A-like. The transcript is spliced from 4 exons. Lineage: Eukaryota; Metazoa; Chordata; Actinopteri; Cichliformes; Cichlidae. The record is from RefSeq and is a predicted model, not a curated record. Bases 252 to 644 code for a protein of 130 amino acids.